GCUGCCCAGGCGGAGAAGAAACAGGGCUGGACCUCAGAGCCGGUCCAAGCUUUUUUUUUAGGUCCCCAAGGAGAUUUUCAUUUGGGGGCCCCUAAACUUUGUCAACACCAGAUCUGCUUUAUCACUGCAAAGCUACUCAGUGUGUGCGACAUACGUGUUGUCAUUAGCAUCACUUGCAAUUUGCUUAGAUCAUACCAGGAGUAGCAAACUUUUAAAAAAGGUGCAUUUUGAAAUGCAGCAUGGGACAGCCAGCGGCGGGGCUUAUCGAGGCCUGCUCACCGCUCACUCCCGUCGUCUCCGGGAUCCGCAUCUAGUCCCCGCCCACGCGGCGGACGCUGUGGUCCGUUACGAGCUAAUAUCAGCUCGACAGUUUUACCUCCGGCAGACACCGAGGAGCUGCACGGCUGGAAAGGUCUCCUGAAAGGACCCAGCGGUUGCAGUGACAUGGGCAGCCAACGUUCCUUCACACCCUGCAGAGCGAACACCAGAGUCCCCCCUCAAGUGCCGAGCAGAAAAUGACUCAGCGGAAUGGAAUCAGGGGCUCGAGUGAUCCCAGUCUCCACUCGGAGACCUUCGACCUGGCCAACGGUUUGGACCAGGGGCAGGAGGCGGCUGCUGACUGUGAGCGAGGGCAGGGGAAUGAAAGCGGAGACCCCGUCGCUAUAACGGGAGGAGCUGUCACCGCUCCGGAUGGCGGCUGGGGCUGGGUGGUGCUGGUUGCAACCAUCCUGGUCCUGGCCAUGACCCUGGGCUUUCCCUCCUGUGUGGGGAUCUUCUACACAGACCUGCAGAACGAGUUCCACGCCUCCAACAGCGAAACGUCCUGGGUGCCGUCCAUCAUGACGUCGGUGCUUCACGCAGGAGGUCCGUUCUGCAGCGUGCUGGUGGGGAAGCUCGGCUGCAGGGUCACCGUCAUGUUGGGCGGGGUCCUGAGCGGACUCGGAAUGGCCGUCAGCUCGUUUACCAACUCCAUCGCCGAGCUUUACAUCACCACUGGAGUGAUUACAGGACUUGGCUUCUGCUUCAGUUUCCAGCCGGCUGUCACCAUCCUGGGUCACUACUUUGUGCGUCGGCGAGCGUUUGCCAACGCCAUGUCCUCCACGGGAACGGCCCUGGGACUCUGCACUCUGCCUUUCCUGGGAAGCUACCUCCACUCAGAGUUCGGCUGGAGGGGCAGCUUUCUCAUCCUGGGCGCCGUCCUGCUGAACUGCUGCGUGUGCGGCGCUGUGAUGCGGCCCCUUCAGCCCAAAAAGCAUCGCGGCCAGCCGCUGAUGGGCCGCACACCUCCGCCGUCAGAAAAGCAGACGAAGCGGGAAUCGAGGCUUAGGACCGCCUGGAGGUUUUUGGUGGCCUCCGUCAAAGAACACAUGGCCUUCGAUCAGUUCCUCAACAACCGGCAUUACCGUGUGUUUGCCAUAGGCAUCACUUUUAUGAUGCUGGGCUUCGUGGUGCCGCUGAUAUAUCUGGUUCCGUACGCCACAGCCCACGGCAUGGAGCCGACCCGGGCCGCGCUGCUGCUCUCCAUCCUGGGUAUCGUUAACCUUGUGGUGCGGCCGCCGUUCGCCAUCAUAUUCAACAUGCCCUGGUUCAAAGGGCGCCACGUUUAUGUGUUUGCCUCCGCCUUGCUCUUCAACGGGCUCAGUAACUGCAUCUGCUGCAUCGGGGCCGGAUUCCCCGUGCUGGUGGGUUAUGUGGUCAUGUACGGACUUUCGAUGAGCGUGGUCGGGUCGCUGAUGUUCACCGUCCUGAUGGAUAUAGUGGAGAUGAGGCGGUUCCCGUCGGCGCUGGGGCUGCUCGCCGUCAUGGAGAGCAUCACGCUUCUUAUUGGACCUCCGCUGGCAGGGGUCCUGGUGGACAGCACGCAACAAUAUUUCUACGUCUUUAUCGCCUGCAGUGCCGUUGUUGCCUCCUCUGCUCUGUUCCUGAUGCUGUCCUUCCUCUGGCUGGACAAAAAGGAGAGGAGGGCGUCGCAGCAGGGUCAGCUCUCUGCUCAGCCCGAAACGCAGAAACCUGCGGCCGACGCCUCUCCUGCCUGCGAGUACAGCGACCGGCCCUAGCAGGGAGACGAGGCCUCAGCCUGGGGACGGAGCGUAUCACCAGCCUGUGAACCUGCUGCCACUGUGUCCAUGUCGCAAACUCGGAGCUCCGGCAGUUUUGCAGAUUAUUCCUGGUAUUUGGAGCAGCCUGCCAGUGAAAUACUUGGAAUGACUUUCACUAGCUGCGUUUCCAUUGACCGUAUAAUUGUGCACUUUGGAAUUGCAAAAGGAAAUUUGCUUCAUAUGAAAAGAAGCUCACAUUUUUGGAGAAAAAGUUUUUGCACUAGGAUGAGGUUGCUUUUUUCAGCCGUAUCAUAAUUGGUGUAUUUUGAAAAACUGAAAAGGAAAAAUUUUUUUUUCGCAUCACACGAGUCAUGUGAUCAACCAACAGAUGUUAUUACUGGCGGAUUAGACGAAGACAACGACAGGAAGUGGUAGCAUGAGGAUGAUGCCGCGGCAUGUUUUU
Molecule: messenger RNA, 2502 nt
Organism: Gambusia affinis (western mosquitofish)
Lineage: Eukaryota; Metazoa; Chordata; Actinopteri; Cyprinodontiformes; Poeciliidae
Gene: slc16a5a
Product: solute carrier family 16 member 5a
Exons: 6
Coding region: 516-2057 (513 amino acids)
Biological process (GO): monocarboxylic acid transport; transmembrane transport
Molecular function (GO): monocarboxylic acid transmembrane transporter activity
Source: RefSeq, a predicted model, not a curated record